Messenger RNA from Anopheles marshallii, 1809 nucleotides. It is a transcript of the gene Dus1, whose product is annotated as tRNA-dihydrouridine(16/17) synthase [NAD(P)(+)]-like. The record is from RefSeq and is a predicted model, not a curated record. Gene Ontology annotation, biological process: tRNA processing. The coding region runs from base 1 to 1809 and encodes 602 amino acids. Gene Ontology annotation, molecular function: tRNA dihydrouridine synthase activity; flavin adenine dinucleotide binding. The transcript is spliced from 5 exons. Lineage: Eukaryota; Metazoa; Arthropoda; Insecta; Diptera; Culicidae.
AUGGUAACGAGUAACGACAGUAACGUAGUUACACCGGCAGAACCAGCGACCAGCCAGAACCAAUCAACAACGGCGAUGGACAGCACCGCGACCACCAGUCUAGCCGGGGCAACCCAACCAAACCGAAAGCUGGGUGGAUUUGAAUUUUAUGAAAAAAUCCUUCACUCAGCGCGGUACGUGGUGGCACCGAUGGUGGACGCCAGCGAACUGGCCUGGCGUUUGCUCAGCCGACGGCACGGUGCACAGCUCUGCUACUCGCCCAUGUUCCACAGCAGCUGCUUCACGAAGGAUCCCAAGUAUCGGAAAGAUUCCCUGCAAACCUGCCCGGAAGAUAGGCCACUGAUCAUUCAGUUCUGCGGUAACGAUCCGAAGGUGAUGCUGGAAGCGGCCCUGCUCGCACAGGAUCACUGCGAUGCGAUCGAUAUUAACCUUGGCUGCCCGCAGGCAAUUGCCAAGCGGGGCCACUACGGUGCCUUUCUGCAGGAUGAGUGGGAACUGCUGCGUGAGAUAGUAAGCACCCUGCAUCGUAAUCUGGCCAUCCCGGUCACGUGCAAGAUACGCAUCUUCGAGGAUAUGGCGAAAACGAUCCGAUACGCCCGAAUGCUGCAGGACGCCGGUGCCCAGAUACUGACCGUGCACGGACGGACGCGCGAACAGAAGGGUCCACUGACGGGGUUGGCCGACUGGAAGUACGUGAGCGUUCUGCGGCAACAGUUAAGCAUACCGAUCUUCUCGAACGGGAACAUCAUGUCGGUGCAGGACGUUGAACGGUGCAUCGCGAACACGGGCGUGAACGGGGUGAUGACGGCCGAGGGCAAUCUGCACAAUCCGGCCCUGUUCGAGGGUGUGAAUCCGACCUCCUGGAGCAUGGCCCACGAGUAUUUGGAUCUGGUCGAACAGUAUCCGGCACCGAUUUCUUACAUCCGGGGGCACCUGUUCAAGAUGUUUCAUCAUCUGAUGCACCUGAAAUCGAAUGCGGUCCUACGGGAGAAGCUUGCCGGUAGCCAUUCGGUGGCCGAAUUCCGCUCCGUUGUAAUCCAGCUUGAGCAAAAGUAUCUGCCGUACCACGAAGGAACUCAACCGUGGAUGGGUGAAGAUGAAAGUGAGGAACCAGACGAAGGGGAAGCACCCCAUACGAUCUCAGCGGAUUACAAUUUGCACCUUCCACCGUGGCUCUGUCAACCGUACAUGCGUGCUCCGCCGGAAGUGCACCGUCAAAAGCUGGAAGAGGCGCACCGUCUAGCGAAUGAUCCAACCCGUGAAAAACGUCAAUUUUUCGACGCACACGGUAACGAAAUUUCCCGCAAACGCAUGAAAAAAAUGCGCCGGGUACAACGCCGUCCAAAAAAUAAGAACCGUGCGCAGCAGCGUGCCUUAAACAGUGGUGCAGCGGGUAACACCACGCAGGACAAUGAUACUGAUGAUGGGGAGGACGACGAAGAAGCGGAAGAAGGACAGCAACAAGAGAACGGUUCGAAAGCGAUUGUGCGGAUGAAUAUUUCCAUUACCGACACGAACGGACGGAGGCGUCGGUUUGAUGAGCUGUGCAAAAAUGACGCACCGAAUUGUACGAACCCGAUGGGUAUGAAAUGCGAACAUCAGCUGUGCCGGACGUGCUGCAAAAGCAAAUGUUACCGCGAAAAUCGAGAUUGCGUUGGACACAAGAUUCGCAUCAAGUCAAGACGCGAGAAAGCAAUCGCACUGACACUGGCCGAGCAGGCAGCGAAGGAAAAGCGGAACGAAUCAACCGAUCAGCACGGUAACGUUGAAAUGACACCGGACAAUAAAGUUUCCGACGAGCGAAGCUGA